CAAGCCUCGUAUUCGCCUUAUAUCUAAUCUCUGUGCGGUUGUCAACCACGCUAUAAGUGCUGAACAAGGUCACAUUGAUACACAAAAGCGAUGGCAUUAUCUGAAUCCCAAAUACCACCAGACGCCCAGCAUUAUUUGGUGUGUGGCACUGAAGACUGUGGGAAGAACUGCCAGUUUUACUGCAAUGACUGUCACCUACCAAUGUGUGAACAAUGCAGAGAUGAACAUCAGAAGAAUAAGAAAGCCAAGAACCAUGAAGUGGUCCCUUAUAAGCUACGCAAACGUCAACUUCCUGUGGAGAAAUGCCAGAUCCACCCCACAAGACAAAUAGAGUUUCUCUGUGAAGAAUGCCAGAUUCCCAUUUGUUCUAAAUGCACAGCCACAAAAGAACAUCGCGGUCAUGUGUUUACCGACCUAGAAAUUGUCUUUGCUGAAAAAUGUUCCUUUUGUCAAGAGGAAAUAGCUAAAAUUCGAAACUAUUUUGAGCCUACUUCUCAAGAUUUAAAAAACGAAAUUGCUGGAGAUGCCACAGAAAUAAAGAAGAUCAUGGAGGGUAUAAGAACAGCAAUGAAGGCUGAAGCUAAGUCUGUGAAAAGAAUGGUAGAUGCAGUCACAUCAGAUAAUAUAGAACAAGUCGACAAAAUAGAACAGUCAUUAUUACAAACAUUAAACGACCAAAACCAAACAAUUGAUGAUCACCUCAACUAUCUCAGUGAUUUAGUCAAAACAUUUUAUGGUUACCUAUCUCCCUCGGACAUUAACAAUUUAACAUUUGCUCUCAAAUCUGAAAAAAUACUGAUAAAACCAAUACCAGAGACAUCCAAACCAGUCCCACCCAUAUUUACUGUUGGUCAACACAGCAAGGAAGAUGUCGCCAAACUACUGGGUAGAAUAACUGUUCCAAACACUAAACCAGAGAACAGAAAAAUAAAGCCCAUGGAGACUGCCUCUACACAGUUGAAACCUACAGGGAAACAGAGGAAACAAGACAGAGAGAAAUCUGACGUGAAACAAACACUGUCUCUGUCUUCCUCUGUCACCAAGGUCAGGGAGUACACAGUAAAAGGUGUUGAUUAUGUAUAUCAUAUAUCACUGGGUAAAUCAGGCAGACUCUGGGUCAGUGAUGGUGAUGGUAACCUUGUCCAAACAGAUCUACAGGGGAAUCAGCUACAGAAGAUACGAACCAGUGCUGGAUUUGGCUGCCACACAGUCACACAGGACGGAGAUCUGAUCUAUGCAGACAGAUACAACAAAGUCAUCAAUAGGAUAACACCGAAUAAUACAAUCACUGAAUUCAUUAAAACAGGAGACUGGAAACCACUCAGUAUACACUCCUCCCACAUCAACGGGGACAUACUGGUGGGGAUGGUAAAGGAUGGAGAGCCCUCUAAAGUCAUCAGGUAUAACAAGACAGGGACAGAAAUACAGAACAUACAGAGAGAUAAUGGAGGACAGGGACUGUAUAGUUAUCCACACUACAUCACAGAAAACAUAAAUGGUGAUAUCUGUGUAUCAGACAUUCAUACUGUAGUGGUGGUGGAUAAAUCAGGACAACACAGAUUCUCCUACACAGGUCAGGGGUCAGAGUUUAAUCCCUAUGGAAUAUGUACUGAUGUACUCGGUCACAUCCUGGUGUGUGAGGCUAUCAGUGACACAGUUCAUCUCCUGGAUCAGGACGGUCAGUUCUUGUCUCUACUACUCACAUCACAACAAUUGGCAGAGGAUCCUUAUAGUGUGUGUGUGGAUGAUGAGAACAAUCUCUGGGUGGGACAAGAACUCACCAAUACAGUGAGAGUGUACAAGUAUCUAAAGUGAUCAUUAUAUAUCCAUACAAUAAUUAGGUACUGUGUGUGUGUUGUGAGACAAUGUAACAACACUGUAAUAGUAUACUAUUACUGGUAUAUACAGUGUACAUAGAAAUACAUGUAAACAUUCAUGUAGCCUGGCAUGUUUAUAAUUUUCAUUAAUGAAUUAAUAAUAAUGAAAUGAUAAUAAUUACUACUCGCACCACAACAAGGAGUGGUAAACAUAUAUCCCCGUAGUGUGUGUAUGGAUGAUGAACAAUAUAUGUGGGUUAGAGAACUUGACAACAUAGUGAAAGUGUAUAAGUAUCUAAAGUGAACAGUGUAUAUAUUUGUAUAAAUGACUGACUUUGAUUGAACUUAAUAGUUGGUAAAAUAUGUAUAAUAUAGUAUGAUAUUCUUUUUAGAUCAAUAUUACUAGCAUUGUAUUAAAUUUGACAAAAAUUACAUCCAAUAAUCUUAUUUAUUGUUUAUGAUUUAUGCAAUAUAAAAGUAUUCUCAAUGGGUUUAACAAGUUUUAAAAUGUGCAUGUUCAUCACGUGCAGUAACGUCAUGUGGAUAAAUUAUAUGAUUUACAGGUACAACUAGAACAUAUUUUCGUAGUUGCGAUCACGUAACAGACAUGCUAU
This is a messenger RNA of Magallana angulata, 2431 nucleotides long. RefSeq lists its product as uncharacterized. Gene Ontology annotation, molecular function: zinc ion binding. Lineage: Eukaryota; Metazoa; Mollusca; Bivalvia; Ostreida; Ostreidae. The transcript is spliced from 2 exons. Bases 91 to 1815 code for a protein of 574 amino acids. The record is from RefSeq and is a predicted model, not a curated record.